GCAUAAUAUAAGACUUUGAAAUGAACAGAAGUAACUCUCGUGACAGUAGCUCGCUAGCUUCUUCAGUCGACAGUGAAGAAAUUGAAGCCAGACCAGUCCAGCUUGAUGAGUCUAAUGUGCAACCACCUCUGAGGAGGCAGUCGUUGGUAAGAAGAAUUUCAUCUAGUGCUACUAAUUAUUUCGCUGAUAGCCAUUCAAGCAGACAUAGAAGUAAUCUGAUAGCUUCAUCCAGAAAUUUUAAAGCUAGAAAGUUGAGUUCCCAAGAAAAUGACCCUAUGAAUAUAUAUUAUGAUGAGCUAGAUUCGGAUUUUUUGUUCGGCCAUGAUCAGAUAGGUAAAUCUUUUUCUAGAGUUCCAGAUGAAGAAGAAGAGGCUGAAUCUUUGGGAUCUACCGAUGAUCAAGCAACCCAAGAAGAAUUUCCCCGGAUAUAUGAGGGCUUUGGUGAGAGACGAGAAAGUUCGUUCACAGAGGAUGAAAUAAAUCGUCAACAAUCAAGAACAAGCAGAAGAAAUACAAUUGCUUCUACUAUACAAAGUGUAACAAGAAAAUUGGGUUUCUGGGAUAAAGAUUUCCACCAACACAGAAUAAAUAUUGUAAUAACGUAUUUGAAGAACUAUGCGUUCUUAAUUGUUGGCUUGGUUGUCACUUUGUGUAUAUAUUGGGGAACUUUUUAUGAACGGACUGGUAGAUUUCAUGAUCUUCAUUUUGCUGUGAUCAAUGCAGACAGACAAGUUGGUAGUUUGCCUGGUGCUAUUGGAGAAGUUGUUGAAUAUUUCUUUGUUAAUGUUACUCAGGUUCAGUCUUUAGGAACUUUUGAAAUAAUAGAUUUCGAUACUAUUAAUAAGGCCGCUCUUGAUCAUAAUAAUUCGAUUACAGAAGAAGUCUACCAUCAAAUCCACAUUCAAAAGUACUGGGCUGCUUAUUAUAUCAAGGAAAACUCAACUUUAAGAAUGUACGAGGCUUUAAAAACGGCUUCUGAUCUGGUAUCACCGUCUGAUAGUUUCAUGGAAGUAGUUUAUGAAACUGGUAGAAACUACAAUGCUGUUAACAAUUACGUUAAAAGUAUAGUAGGGAGAACAAAGUUAGCAUUUGACAGUUUUAUUCCUCAAACACCUUAUUUGAAAAGUUUAUUGGGUCAGCUUAAUUCAACUGAGAUUGAAAAUGUUUUAACAAAUGCACCCAACUUAGUCACCACUAAUCCUUCCUUUGUCAAUGUCGAUAGGCUUCCUGUGAAUAACCCAGUGGUACAAGCACCUUUCCAAAUUGGACUCGUGUAUUUGAUGUUGUUUUCCUUCUUUCAGUUUGUCUUCCUGAUCCAAAUCCAUACACUCAUUGCUCAAAGGAUAAAAGGGUUUAAGUACCUUUUAUAUAGAAUGGCUGCUUCUCAUUCUUCAUACGUUGUGUUGUCUUUGGCUUAUGUUGUUUUGAAUGCUGCAUUUGGUAUUACUUUUACUACAACAUUUGGUUACCUGGGCUUUUUAGUCGUCUGGGCUUUUGCAUAUUUAACUAUGGCAUCUUCAGGAGCAUUAAUGGAGGCUCUUGCUUUGGUUAUAUUCAUGCUUAAACCCCAAUUAAUUGGAUUUCUUAUUGUCUUCAUGGUUGUUAUAAACUUGGCUCCAACCGUUUCUCCCAUUGUCCUAUGUCCCAAUUUCUAUAGAUAUGGGUAUGCCAUGCCGAUUUACAAUUCCUAUGAAUUAAUGCAUGUUCCAUAUUUUAAUGCUUAUAAAGGACAUAUGGGACGAAAUAUUGGUAUUUUGAUUGCAUGGAUUGUAAUAUCUACCCUUACCAUGGUUAUAAUCAUGGCCAGGAUCGGGAAAAAAAUGAAAGCUGCUGAAGAACGGUCGGCUCAAGAGAAAGCUGAUCAAGAAAAAGACAAAGCGACUCAAGAUGAAACUAGUCGGGAAGUUGCACAGGAUGAGGCUCUUGGGAAAAAUAACGAAGUUAAUGAUCAUCAUUAGAUUUUUACUUGUUCGAGUUGCUCAUAAUGAGGGCUAAUAGCGUUUAUUAAUACAGAGAUACUCUAUUUAUAAAAUAGCAUUAAAUGUAGUCAAACUUUCAUUUUUCACAAUUUACCCAUGCGCUACCACAUAUACAAGUUCUUUGAAAAACCAUUGUCCACAAUCCGACGUUAGAUGGAACAUCAAAAACUAAAGGAUCAGUUACUGAAGAAACAGAUCUGCAUCUGGUACAUUUU
Messenger RNA from Hyphopichia burtonii NRRL Y-1933, 2194 nucleotides. It is a transcript of the gene SNG3, whose product is annotated as Sng3p. Lineage: Eukaryota; Fungi; Ascomycota; Pichiomycetes; Serinales; Debaryomycetaceae. The record is from RefSeq and is a predicted model, not a curated record. Gene Ontology annotation, cellular component: membrane. Bases 21 to 1958 code for a protein of 645 amino acids. The transcript has a single exon.